Messenger RNA from Exophiala spinifera, 1176 nucleotides. RefSeq lists its product as uncharacterized. Lineage: Eukaryota; Fungi; Ascomycota; Eurotiomycetes; Chaetothyriales; Herpotrichiellaceae. Bases 1 to 1176 code for a protein of 391 amino acids. The transcript has a single exon. The record is from RefSeq and is a predicted model, not a curated record.
AUGACCGUCGAAGGGCAUUGUGACGCACGCUUCGCCGGGCUCAAAGCGGAACUCGAAAGACAACUCGAGUCGGGCAACGAACUCGGGGCGUCGAUCGUGGUCAACAUCGACGGCACCAACGUGGUCGACAUAUGGGGCGGGUACGCGUCGGCGGACCACAGCCGGGCCUGGACCAAGGACACCAUCACCAACGUGUGGUCGUCGUCCAAGACGGUGUCGGCGCUGGCGGUGCUGGUGCUCAUCUCGCGCGGCCUCGUCGACCCGGACGCACCCCUGUCGAAGUACUGGCCGGAAUUCGGCGCCGGCGUCGAGACGACGACGGCCAAAACCCCCGUGCUGGUACGCCACAUCCUCUCGCACACGUCGGGCCACUCGGGCUGGCGGUCCCCCAUGACGGUCGAGCGGCUGUACGACCUCGACCUCGCGACGUCGCUGCUCGCGUCGCAGGAACCCUUCUGGGAGCCCGGCACGGCCUCGGGCUACCACUCGAUCUCGAUGGGCCACCUGAUCGGCGGACUCGUGCGGCGCGUCACGGGCCAGUCCCUGGGCUCGUUCGUCGCCGCCGAGAUCGCCGGCCCGCUGGGCGCCGACUGGCAACUGGGCGCGCGCGAGUCGGACUGGGCCCGCGUCGCCGACCUCCUCCCGCCUCCGCCGAGUUCCCUGGACUUCAGCAAGCUCGACCCGGAGUCGGCGACGGCCAAGACGUUCGCGAACCCGCCCCUGAGCGCCGAGAUGGUGCACACCCCCGAGUGGCGCGCCGCCGAGCUGGGCGCCGUCAACGGCCACGGCAACGCUCGAUCGCUCGCUCGCAUCCUCUCGGCCGUCACCCUCGGCGGGACCGUCGACGGCCACCGCCUGCUGGCCCCCGAGGUCGUCGAGCGCAUCUUCGACGUGCAGGCCGACGGCGUCGACGUCGUCGUCGGCGUCGCCCUGUGCUUUGGCGUCGGCUUCGGCCUCGCCCAGGGCGGCACGCUGACCUCGGUCCCCUUCUUGCCCAAGGGUGGCAAGCUGUGCUUCUGGGGCGGAUGGGGCGGGAGCAUCGUCCUCAUGGAUCUCGAGAGGAAAGUCACCUUUAGCUAUGUCAUGAACAAGAUGGGAGACGGUAUCAUGGGGUCAGAAAAGACGGCCGCGUACGUCAAAGCCGCAUACAAGGCUUUGGGGGUUGAAGGGUAUUAA